AUGACAACGCCUGUAGUGAAUUUAAGUGGUAAAGUUGCACUUAUCACCGGUGCCACAUCGGGCAUUGGUCGUGCAACAGCGAUUCUUUUCAACAAACUUGGUGCAUCAAUCGUUAUCACUGGACGUGCGACCGAUCGACUCGAAGCACUCGCUGAGGAAUUGUCAAAAAACGAAGGAUCGAGAGAUUCGUUUAAGGGCGAAACAUAUCCGUUCACGGCAGAUCUCACCAAAUCUGAAGAUAUCAAGUCGUUGGCCGAAGCUGCAAUAAAGAAGUUCAAUAAAUUAGACAUUUUGGUAAAUAACGCAGGUAUACUAGAGAAUGGCACAAUCGAGAACACAUCACUGGAUCAGUUCGAUCACAUGAUGAAUGUCAAUCUACGUGCCGUCUUCUAUUUGACAAAUCUUCUAUGUCCGCAUUUAAUCCAGUCGAAGGGUUCAGUCGUGAAUGUAUCGAGUGUCAACGGGAUGCGAUCGUUCCCGAAUGUACUGGCCUAUAAUGUGUCAAAGUCGGGUGUUGAUCAGUUGACACGUUGUGCAGCACUUGAAUUGGCCUCGAAAGGAGUUCGAGUGAAUUGUGUGAACCCGGGCGUAACGAUGACCGAACUGCAUCGUCGUAGCGGUAUGAACGAAGAAGCGUACCAGUCAUUUAUCGAGCACUCGAAGUCGACUCAUGCUCUGGGUCGUGCCGGAACUCCAGAAGAAGUGGCCAACGCUAUUGCAUUCUUGGCCAGUGACGCGGCUUCGUUCAUCACCGGUGCUUCGCUACCGGUGGACGGUGGUCGACAUGCGAUGUGUCCACGUUAG
This is a messenger RNA of Anisakis simplex (herring worm), 804 nucleotides long. The record is from the annotation of a GenBank genome assembly. Lineage: Eukaryota; Metazoa; Nematoda; Chromadorea; Rhabditida; Anisakidae.